Molecule: messenger RNA, 2363 nt
Organism: Anarrhichthys ocellatus (wolf-eel)
Lineage: Eukaryota; Metazoa; Chordata; Actinopteri; Perciformes; Anarhichadidae
Product: collagen alpha-1(XXV) chain-like
Exons: 12
Coding region: 854-1555 (233 amino acids)
Molecular function (GO): G protein-coupled receptor binding
Source: RefSeq, a predicted model, not a curated record
CCGUUCAUCCAUCCGUCCGUCACUUUUGUUUAUUUCAGCAUAGAAUGCAAACAUAUUCAAGAGAUAUUACAUUAGAAAGUGGUUGGUUUAAAAUCCCCCUUUUAGAGAGAAAGAAGUCGAGCUGCACCAGCAGCCUUUUCAAUGUGCACUCUGUCAUGAUGCUGCCUUUGUAGCUUCAGCUUUAUGUCAAGUCUAAGUCUUGAUCAUAUGCUUGCACCGUACAUACUGUUAGUAGCAUUUACUUUAUUUUUUUAAUUGAUCAUUGAUUGACCACGUUGCCCUUCUUCUAAUAGCUUUUUUGUAACUACAGCUACACUCCUUUACACUUCUGUGCACAUGACACUUGUACCAGUACUUUGAACUCUACAAUCAACAAGCUUACCUUACAAGAUUAUUUUUCCCUCUUUCCUUUCGUGUUUAAGUUUUUGUUAAUUUUUUUUCUCCCAGAAAGCUUGUUUUUUGAGCUAAUGUGGGUCUGUUAAGCCAGUUGAGACAUUGUGAAUGAUAUAGCUCAUAUACCCGAAUAAACCUGACUUGACCUAACAUUUGUCUAGAUACACAGAAGGUUUAGAUCAUGUUUUCUUUCCUCCAGGGUGUUCAGGGCAACAUUGGACCAUGGGGUGAGGUUGGGCCCCGUGGCCUUUCAGGAGACCAGGGGCCACUAGGUCCAGUUGGCCUGCUUGGAGUUACAGGUUACCCAGUAAGUUUAUUUUUAUCCUUUUGUUGUGAAGUAUAAACGUCAUGUCAUGAAUGAGCUUUGAGUUUUAGUUUUCUAUUAAAUAUAUUUUAAGGUACACCAAACUCUAGAACCUACUCUCAUCCCCAAGCUGAGCGUAGGUUAUAGAGCAGGAAUAUGAAGUCUUUUUUGUGCAAUUGUUGCUUUACUUUCUUUAUAUUUAGGGUCAAAAUGGACCUCAGGGACCAACUGGAUCAGCUGGUGUCAAAGGAGACAAGGGAUCCAGAGGAGCUUUGGGGCAGGAGGGCGUUGCUGGUCUCGAUGGGUCCAGUUGGUCUAAAGGGACCCGAGGGGCCAGCUGGACAAAAAGGCCUUUCUGGUGAAAAGGGAAACACUGGGCCUCCUGGACGGAAAGGGCCAAAGGGAGCUGAAGGCGACAGAGGCAACCAAGGGCCACAGGGAGCAAUGGGGCCACCGGGGAAACAGGGAUACAGUGGUUCAACAGGGGAGAGAGGAAAACAAGGAGUUCCAGGGCUCAAGGGUGAGCCAGGUACCAGAGGUUCAUCAGGCAUGCUUGGACAGUUCGGACCAGGGGGCAACACUGGGCCCGCAGGGGCCAAAGGCCAUAAGGGCCUCCAGGGACAGACUGGCCCCCCUGGCAGCUUAGGUCCCGCUGGACAAAUUGGACCAUCAACACCAGGUUUGCCAGGCAAGAGAGGCGUUGAGGGCAAAACUGGAAUCCCUGGACCAAAGGGCAGUCACGGUGAGACGGGCAAGCUCGGCCUUCAAGGCAUCCAAGGAGACAUGGGCAUUCAAGGUCAAAAGGGUGCUAAAGGAGACCAUGGGACAAGAGGCACAAUGGUGGAGAAGCACAUUUGAACUAAAAAGGAUUGGGUUUGCAAUGCACAGCCUUUUUAAUUCGAUCAUUCGAUGUUACUGAAUGAUCUUUUAUUUUAUUAGUUAUAUGUCUUCAGUAAAUAGAGGUCUUGUUACGGUGUUAUUUAUGCAUGUGACUGUGUCUUUUAGGGGACAGUGGGGAAGAUGGGGAUCAUUGGCAUUCCAGGUGCUAAAGGUCUACCUGGACCUGCUGGCCCUCCCGGUCUUCCAGGAUUUAAAGGAAUUCAUGGGCCGAAGGGAAAAAGAGCUCAGCCUGGAAGGAAAGGAAACAAAGGAGCUCCUGGAAAAACUGGAGAUGAAGGCCUGCCAGGUAGACCAGGACCUGCUGGACAACCUGGAAAACCUGCAAGUAUCCCUUGUGACAGAUUCAAUACACACAUUGCAAACCCCAAAAGUGAUGAUAAAGUUGUAUUUUAGCACAUCAAAAGUUCAAGUGAGGAAUGUGUUGACGAUUGGUUUCUCGUCUUGUGAUCUUGUUCACAGGGCUUAAGCGGUUUGGAUGGGUUACUAGGGGUUGAGGGUAAUGAAGGUGAUCCGGUAAGUAAAAAUGUUGCAUACUGCAAUUUAGUCUGUUGUUCAACCUUAAACUAAAUUCACUCGCUCCCCUGCUCAUCCCAAAGGGGGAUAUAGGUUUCAGAGGAGCUCCUGCAUCUCCUGGCAGGCCCGGCAAAAUGGUAAGCUCCAAAACAAACGUGGAUAGUGUGCAACCCAUGCAAAACCGUGGGGAUAUACACUUAUUCAUAAAUAUCUGUUGUAGUUUGGCCUACAGAUUUGGGAUAUUAAAUACAUU